Messenger RNA from Chelmon rostratus (copperband butterflyfish), 1980 nucleotides. RefSeq names its product DnaJ heat shock protein family (Hsp40) member B6b (gene dnajb6b). The coding region runs from base 180 to 1157 and encodes 325 amino acids. Lineage: Eukaryota; Metazoa; Chordata; Actinopteri; Chaetodontiformes; Chaetodontidae. Gene Ontology annotation, molecular function: ATPase activator activity; Hsp70 protein binding. Gene Ontology annotation, biological process: positive regulation of proteasomal ubiquitin-dependent protein catabolic process; protein refolding. The record is from RefSeq and is a predicted model, not a curated record. Gene Ontology annotation, cellular component: cytosol; endoplasmic reticulum membrane. The transcript is spliced from 10 exons.
GUCGCUAUCAGUAGCCACAUCACCAGCGAACAGCCACCACCGGCUGCGGUUACAGGUUCCGCACUCAGGCGAGUACGGAGAGAGCAACAGCAGAGAGACCGGUGAGCGCGGACACUUCCUGCAUACAGAGGCCACACCGUCACAGAGGACAGCAGCGACGAACUCACACAGACAGAGCCAUGGUGGAAUACUACCAGAUAUUAGGAGUCCAGAAAAAUGCAACACAAGAGGAUAUUAAAAAAGCUUACAGAAAAUUGGCCCUGAAGUGGCAUCCAGACAAGAACCCAGACAACAAGGAAGAAGCAGAGAAAAAGUUCAAAGAGCUGUCAGAGGCAUAUGAAGUGCUCUCCGACGAAAGCAAGAGGAAUAUUUAUGACCGAUACGGCAAAGAUGGCCUUUCAGGAGGAGGAGGAGGAGGAGGAGGAGGGGGCCAUUAUAAUCACUUUGGCGGCGGCAGCUUCACAUUCCGUAAUCCUGAGGACGUUUUCAGGGAAUUCUUUGGUGGCAGAGAUCCAUUUGCAGAUUUUUUUGCUGACGACCCCUUUGACGAUUUCUUCGGAGGUAGUCGCAGUCACCACAGGGGCGCAAGCCGAGGCAGGAUGGGGGGAUCACUGUUUGGGUUCGGGGGCUUCCCGGCGUUUGGGCCUGGCUUCUCAGGGUUCGAUUCAGGUUUUAGCUCAUUUGGGGACAUGGGUGGAGGAGGAAUCACUUCCUUCUCUUCUUCAUCUUUUGGCAGUGGGGGAGGAGGAAUGGGUAACUUCAGAUCUGUGUCGACCUCCACUAAAUUCAUCAACGGCAGAAAAAUCACCACGAAAAGGAUCGUGGAGAACGGCCAGGAGCGGGUAGAAGUGGAGGAGGACGGCCAGUUAAAAUCCCUAACAGUUAAUGACGUUUCAGCCGAAGACCCCUUGGAGGAAGAGUUUCGUCGCCGCAGACAGAACGCGCUUCCUGGCCUCGGCCUGCACCAGCGCUACCUGAGGAGCUCCGCCCAAAACGUCUCAGAGGAAGAGGAGGAGCACGGCCUACAGAGCCUGGGACUAACGAGAGGACACACAGACACCAAGAGGAAGAAACUGUGGCUAAAGGAGGCAGAGUCCAAAAAGAAGCGAGCUCCUCGACUCUUCCCUCGGUUUGGUGGACUCGGUGCCUUUUUUUAAACACUUAGACACACGCACACGUAUGCAUUCACCGGCAGAGGUGCCAUCAAUCAUACGUGGCCGUAGUUCAUCGUUGCUAUGUAUCGCAGGCCCGACAUCCCCACUGCUGCGCCGUACCUCCCCUCCUCUAUCAGCUGCAUAACUGCUUCAUCAUCCUGCAGAGACCUCAUGUCAGUGUUUUGUUUUGUCCGUUUUUAGUAGCUCAGCUCGAGCUGUUGCUGUAUUUAUUGUGGGUGGGCUCUGUGGAUGUACAGUGAGCAUUCAGAAGCUUAAUUAAACUCCCCUGAUUGGACUUUCUACAGCGCACGCUUUGCAGGGAGUGUGUUCAAAAGAGUUCAGGUGGUGCAGUUGCAGCCUUGUUUGUGAUGAGCAUGAAAACUAUUGCAGUUAUAUUGUAUAGCAUGUGAGAAUAGGUGGAGGUCAAGCUACUGGGCGGAAACAAGGAGAGAAAAGGCUAUCUAGACAGUGUGAGAGUAGAACAGAAUGACAGAGUUUUAUGACAGCGAGAGACGAACAUGUUCUCCUCGCUCCUCCAUCAUACAUGAAAAGUGACUAUUAACACUCUGGCGGUAGCAUUAUCCACUCUUUUACAACUACUCCCACAGGGUGAAGAAUAGCUCUUAACCCCUCUCGGAGUCAUUAUUUCUUUAGUGUUCUUUGUACCGAGUGGAUUCAGCAACAUGUUAACCUUCCACGGGUGUUUUUGUAAAAGAUUUCUAAAACUAAAAUGUGGUGUCCCUCAUCAGAUCUGUCCUUGACAUGUUCUGAUUCCUGCAAGUGAAAAUGUCUCAGAAAUGUUCAUUUUCUAUGGACUCCUCCUAAU